CUCUCGCUUCUUUCACACGCACACAAACAAACACACAUCUUUACAUCACUCGUAAACAUCUCCUCUCUCCGGCCGGCCACCCAUACAUAAGCCUUCAUCGGAUCUCUAUCUGCUUCAGUUUCUGUUUCAAUCUGCGGCAUUUCAUUUCCAUUCCCAUUGGCUCAUCUUCUCUGAAUGGAAAUGAAAUGCCGCCCACGCCCAUUCUUCAAAUCUUGAUUUAAUUCCAUCAGACAAUGACAGUUAAGAGAUGAGCAAGUACAGUUACACCACCACCAACACUAACCACCGUAGCCAAGAAGAAGAACAAACCGAUACAGAAGAAGAAGAAGAGGAGGAGGAAGAAGAAGAAGAACUGUUCUACGAAUCACUUGAUCGCAUUGCUUCUUCUUCUUCAUGUUCUUGUUCCGCUUCAAACUCCGACUCCGAUCUUGACCCUAAUCCCAACCCGACCCAUUUUGAUUCUAACUCUAACAAUGCGUACCCAUUUCUUGUUUCUAAAACCCCCAAUUAUGAUGUUUGGAUCUCUGAGCCUACUGCUUCAGUCUCCGAGCGCCGCCAACUCCUUUUACAUCAAAUGGGUCUCGCUUCUAAUCGGGCUAAACCCGGCCGUUCUGCUUCUACCGAUUAUUUGAACCUGGGGGAACCGGGACCGGGUUCGGAUUCUUGUGGUAGUUGCAUUGUUCGAUCCAAAUCAGACGGUGCUGGCUCAAGAUUUGAGGGUGAUGGUGAUUUUAAUUCUUCUUCUUCUUUGUUGUCUGUUUAUUCUCCUCAGAUUCUUUCUAAUGAUAUAGUUAGUGUAAAUAAAUGUGAUGAUAACAACACUAUUAGUAAUAAUAAUGUUUCAAAGACUACUCUUUCGCCUAAUAAGCCUCCUUCAGGUAAAUACUGCUGUAGGAAAAUGGAUUUGAUUCGAUCCGAUUCCGCAAAUUCGAACGGUAAAUUGAAUCGAAAUUGCUCCAAUACUAGUUUGGUAGAGUUUGACAGUAAUGGGGUUGAUGAGAUUGAUGAUGUUACUACUUCAGUGGCAGUAGAAGAAGUAACCCAAGUGUGUACGAUUAAGAAUCUUGAUAAUGGAAAAGAGUUUGUGAUUAACGAGACGAUGGAGGAUGGGAGUUUAAACAAGUUGAAAGAAGUGGGUACUGGAAGGCAGUUGACGAUGGAGGAGUUUGAAAUGAGUGUCGGGCAUUCCCCGAUUGUGCAAGAAUUGAUGCGGAGACAAAAUGUGGAAGAUGGUAGUCGAGAAAGUAUUGAUUCCAAUAGCAAUGGAGGCGUUGGAAGUGGGGGGUCGAAGUUGAAAAAGAGGGCUACUUGGUUUAGGAGCAUAAGGUGUGUGGCGGGUAGUGUCAAAGGCGGUAGUAAAGAGAGAAGAAGUAGUGACGAGAGGGAUACUGGAUCUGAAAAGGGAGGAAGGAGGUCAAGUUCUGCUACGGAUGAUAGCCAGGAUACGUCGUUUCAUGGGCCUGAGAAAGUGAGGGUAAGGCAAUAUGGAAAGUCGUUUAAAGAGUUUAGUGCUCUUUAUAAGAGCCAGGAGAUACAGGCGCAUAAUGGUUCUAUUUGGUGUGUUAAGUUUAGUUUAGAUGGGAGGUAUCUAGCAAGUGCAGGCGAGGAUUGUGUGAUUCACAUUUGGCAAGUCACUGAGCGCGAGGGGAAAGGGGAGCUGGUGAUUGAUAAACAGGAUGAUGGGAAUUUUAACUUUUUGUUGACAGCAAAUGGAUCACCUGAGCCUUCUUCUAUGUCACCAUCAAUGGAAGGUCAUCAUGAGAAGAAGAGAAGAGGGAGGUCAUCUAUAAGUAGAAAAUCUUUGAGUUUCGACCAUAUUGUUGUGCCAGAAACUGUGUUUGCACUUACAGAUAAACCAAUUUGUUCAUUCCAAGGACAUCUAGAUGACGUGCUUGACCUUUCAUGGUCCAAGUCUCAGCACUUGCUUUCGUCUUCUAUGGACAAAACAGUGCGCUUAUGGCAAUUGUCUAGCAAGACAUGUUUGAAAGUGUUCUCACACAGUGAUUACGUGACUUGCAUCCAGUUUAAUCCUGUUGAUGAUAGAUACUUUAUCAGUGGGUCCCUAGAUGCAAAGGUUCGCAUAUGGAGCAUUCCUGAUCGUCAAGUUGUCGACUGGAAUGAUCUGCAUGAGAUGGUUACUGCUGCUUGCUAUACUCCAGAUGGCCAGGGUGCACUUGUUGGCUCAUACAAGGGAAGCUGUCGUUUAUAUAGCACUUCUGAUAAUAAGUUGCAACAAAAAUGUCAGAUUAACCUACAGAACAAGAAGAAGAAAGCUCAUCUCAAGAAAAUCACUGGAUUCCAGUUUGCACGCGGAAGCUCAUCAGAAGUGCUCAUCACAUCAGCAGAUUCUCGAGUUCGAGUUGUUGAUGGCGUUGAUCUGAUUCACAAGUUUAAAGGGUUUCGCAAUGCCAACAGCCAAAUCUCAGCUUCCCUCGCGUCAAAUGGAAAAUUUGUAGUCUCUGCUAGCGAGGAUUCAUAUGUGUAUGUGUGGAAGCAUGAAGCUGAAUCUCGACCUAACAGAAGCAAAGCUGUUACCGUCACACGUUCAUAUGAGCAUUUUCACUGUCAAGAUGUAUCUGUUGCUAUUCCAUGGCCCGGCAUGAGUGAUGCAUGGGGGCUACAAGAUCCGUUGCCCGGAGAAUCAAAUGGACUUGAUAACCAUCUCGACGAGGUCUCAAUAGCCAAUCAUCCUCCUACGCCUGUUGAGGUAUUAAGUGGCAGUAAUGGUUCACAAUCUUUAUCUGCGUGCACAAACAGUCCGCUGAAUGGAAUUAUUUGUAAUGCAACAAAUGGUUACUUCUUUGAUAGAAUUUCAGCAACAUGGCCAGAGGAAAAACUCAAUGCAGCUACCAGAACCCGGAGCCCCCGGACUAGUGUGGAUAUCUCUAAUGGGAUGAACCAAAAUAUGUCAGCCUAUGGAAUGGUAAUCGUAACUGCCGGCCUUCGUGGAGAAAUUAGAACUUUUCAAAAUUUUGGAUUGCCCGUCCGAUUAUAAGGAUUAAAAUAAGGCAUUCAAGUGCGGGUUUCCAAAAAUUUGGAAUGCCUGUUUGCAUAUAAAGAGUCAACAGGGCGAUGGAGGGCGAGGCAAAUACAGUGGCAAGCCAGUAGAGUAAGACAUUUCCACCCUCUUGGUUAUUUGUGUACAGAAAAUACUUGUUGAGAUGUGUAAUAUUUAGUGCGUUCCGGUUAUUUCGUCAUCCUCUUGCUCACCGGAUGUCGAAUUCCAUGGUUAUCCAUUCAGAUGAGCGUCGAGAAAAAUUUAUAGAUUUGUUAAAAAGAAAAAAAAAAGAGAAGUUAAACCUUGAAUUUUAGAAGCCGAUGCAUUACUCAAGUCACGAAUUGUAGAGUUGUGAGCAUGGCAAAAGCUUAUUGAAUUAAAUGAAAUUCUUUUACAUUCA
Mercurialis annua (annual mercury) is the source of this 3398-nucleotide messenger RNA. RefSeq lists its product as uncharacterized. The transcript has 7 exons. The record is from RefSeq and is a predicted model, not a curated record. Bases 248 to 2995 code for a protein of 915 amino acids. Gene Ontology annotation, molecular function: protein binding. Lineage: Eukaryota; Viridiplantae; Streptophyta; Magnoliopsida; Malpighiales; Euphorbiaceae.